Messenger RNA from Hibiscus syriacus, 420 nucleotides. RefSeq names its product egg cell-secreted protein 1.4-like. Gene Ontology annotation, biological process: double fertilization forming a zygote and endosperm. The transcript has a single exon. The coding region runs from base 1 to 420 and encodes 139 amino acids. NCBI's taxonomy places the organism in Eukaryota, Viridiplantae, Streptophyta, Magnoliopsida, Malvales, Malvaceae. The record is from RefSeq and is a predicted model, not a curated record.
AUGGCAUUCAGAGAUUUGUUUCAUCCCUUGGUCCUUGUUUCCUGCCUUUUGGCUAGCGUAGCAUUCGCAAGGCAACUCUCCAUCCCCGGCAAACCAGGCCACAUACUAGCGCCAAGGCUCGACGAUAAUCAAGGCUUUGCCGAGUGCUGGAACGCACUAAAUGAGUUGAAAUCGUGCACCGAUGAGAUUAUUCUGUUCUUGGUUGAUGGUCACACUGAUAUCGACUCCGAGUGUUGUCGUUCGAUCGAGAUUGUCACCCGUAAUUGUUGGCCUACCAUACUCACUUCCCUUGGUUUCACAUAUGAGGAAAGCAACAUUCUCAGAGGCUACUGUGAUGCAUCUCCUGGUCCUGGACCUGCGACUGCUGCUGCGGCACCAACUUUUACUGGCUCCCCUGUUAGUCCAGUGCCUGCAGUUUAA